ACACACACACAAAACAGAUUAGUGAAAGUUCAACCGUUCAUCAAAUCACAAGUACCGACGACGGAUCGGUAGCGGGCGUUUUUUGACUGUCGGGGACGGCCGGGCCGGGGAUCUAGCGCGCAGAGCGGGCGGGGCCAAGCACAAAAUUCGGUCACCAACACGGCAACAAGGAACCAGAACUCAGACAAAAGAUCAAAAGGAUGCCUGAUAUUCCGAUGCCACUGUGAAAAUGGCUGCCAUUUUGAAACAGUGUCGGCUGUUGCACAUUGGUCAGUUUCGCCAAAGCAUACGCCAACUGCACCUCAACUCAAGAAAACUUGUUUGGGCAUCCAACAAGACACUUAGGAACUAUACGCCAUGCUGUACCAGGACAUCACAUCCGUUAAAAGUAGCUGUGACACAGUACCAGCCAGUGAGAACAUUCCUGUCUGCACUGUCAGCCACUGGUUUCAAUGAUUACGAACUUGGUAGGCGUCAGUUUCAGCUGGACGUUCCUGAGCACUUCAACUUUGCCAGUGAUGUUCUGGACGAGUGGGCGCAAAAAGAACAGGCAGGCACAAGGGGCUCCAAGACCCCUGCCCUAUGGUGGAUUGACGACCAUGGAAGUGAGAUCAAGUGGAGUUUUACGGAUCUCCAGGACAAAUCAAAGAAAGUGGCCAACAUACUUACCAACGAUUGUGGCUUAUCGAGGGAUGAGUCUGUGACGGUCAUACUGCACAGAAUUCCCGAAUGGUGGCUUGUCAACAUUGCCUGCUUACGCACAGGUACCAUACUAAUCCCAGGUACUACACAGUUAACAGCACGGGACAUCAGGUACCGUCUACAAAGCUCGGAAACCGCUUGUAUCAUCACAGAUGAGCACACUGCUCCUCUUGUAGAUGAGUACAUAUCUGAGUGCCCCAGUGUGAAAUCUAAACUGCUCAUAAGCAGCAGUGGUGAAUCUAGACCAGGAUGGCUGGAUUAUCACGAACUGUACGAAAAAGCCGACAGUCAACACAAGUGUGUCAAGACUCGAAGUGAUGAGUCAAUGACAAUGUUCUUCACCAGUGGAACUACUGGCAAGGCGAAGCUGGCUGUACACACACAUGCUAGCUAUGGUCUCGGUCACUUCAUCACAGGAAAAUACUGGUUGGAUCUGACUCCAACUGACAUCCAUUGGAAUAUGUCCGACACCGGCUGGGCCAAGUCAGCCUACAGUAACUUCUUUGGUCCGUGGGCCCAGGGGGCGUGUGUCUUCAUAAGCUACACGGCGAGGUUUGAUCCUGUCCACACACUGGAGCUGCUUCAUAAGUACCCAGUCAGCACGCUCUGCGCUCCUCCCACAGCAUACCGCAUGAUGGUGCUUGAAGAUCUGAGCAAGUAUAACCUCAAGUCAAUCCGGCAUACCGUCAGCGCUGGGGAACCCCUGAACCCAGAAGUGAUGGAAUCUUGGAAAGCAGGCACAGGCUCCAUGAUCCAUGAGGGAUAUGGACAGACAGAAACAGUGCUACUGACAGGCAUGUUCAGGUGUCUGGAGCCAAGAUCAGGGUCCAUGGGUAAGGCAGCCCCUGGGUUUGAUAUCAGUAUUGUGGAUGAAGACGGCAACGAACUCCCUCACGGACAGGAGGGGGACAUUGGGGUGAGAGUCAAGCCCCACCGUCCCGUUGGACUCUUCUCUCAUUAUGUGAAUGAUCCAGAGAGGACAGCCAGGGCAUACCGUGGGGAUUUCUACCUCACAGGAGACCGAGCAGUCGCGGACGAUGACGGUUACCUGUGGUUUGUUGGACGCGGUGAUGACAUCAUCAACACAUCAGGGUACCGGAUUGGUCCAUUUGAGGUAGAGAGCGCCCUCAUUGAGCACCCGGCAGUAGCGGAAUCGGCAGUUGUCUCUUCACCGGACCCAAAGAGGGGAGAGGUUGUCAAGGCCUUCAUUGUACUGACUGCAGACUACAAGUCUGAAGACAAAGAGCAGCUGACGCAGGAAAUACAGAACCACGUGAAGAGCAUCACGGCGCCUUAUAAAUACCCUCGCAAGAUUGAAUUCAUGGAGUCUCUUCCCAAGACAGUAAGCGGUAAAAUCCGACGGGUGGAACUCCGGAACCAGGAAUGGAAUCAAAAAGUUGGAUGAAUUGCUGGAUUGCACUGAUUAUUCGCUCUUCACUAAUUGCCUUCCUCAACUGUAUUCAUUUAAAAUAUAUAUAUUUUUAAUUUUCUGACUGGGGAUAGAUAGUGAUAAAGGUUCUAAAUCAAUCAUUUUCCAGCUCUAUGGUAGCUUUUUUUUUUAAUAAAUAAAUUUUUAAUCACAAAUAUAUUCAGCUUUCAAGUGAAUCAUGUAGUUGUAGUAUUAUCGUGAAAUUUGAUUUACACAUGUAUUCUUGCUUACAAAUCAUGUACCAGAAAUUGAAAUUUUUUUUUUAAUCUUCUUUUCUGUACAAAUCUUUCAAUUAAGACCAUAUUAAAAGACACUUAAUUUCCAUAUACCUUUGUAAACACAACUGAAAAAAUAAAGGUUAUAAAAAUGAUAGACACCCAUGGUAAUAGUCAUUUCCUAUCUGUUCAUGCAAUAUACCUUUUUUUCAGUUAAAUAUUUUAGGUGGAGGUAUAUUUAACUACAAUCAGCACUUUUCAGUAUCGGCUUUCCUGGCUAUUUGAAAAGAUUUUUUGUUCAAAUACACCAACUCCAACAUUCAAUUUUGUCCACGAAAAAUUUCACAUUUAGUCAUUAACCAUUAAAUUUUAAAGUUUGAUCAUCCUCUUUAGUCACUGGGUCGAGAAUAUUCGUCAUUACAGAUCAAAUUCCUCUAAGCUGUUGUCAAAUGGCAUCAUUCUGAGAUCGAAUUUAUAAAUCAGUUAGACGAAUUUGAUUUCUGAAUAACAAGGUUUGGCGUACACGAGACGAAAUGGAAUACUCUGGGACAAAAAUGUGUGCCCGUUGUUUCAAUUUGCUUGAAUUGAAUUUGAAAUUGUCCGCCAAAAGAUAAAAUUAAACAUUGGAAGUGCACUAAAUCGAUGUUGCUGGACGAAUUUGAAUAUACAGUGUAGAAACAGUGAAUAUGAAUGAUAAAUGUUUUAAAGUAGCCGGGAAAAUGUAUAUUAACUUUUCAAAUUUCCACAUCAGCACUUUUUUUUUUUAAUACUUUUUUAAAUUGCGUAAUUUCUGUAUUGAUCUGAAGAUUAAACAAUGUUAUUUUUAAUGUACAGUCAAAUUUUGUAACAUGCAAAGAAACCUUGAUUUUUAGUAAAUUUUUACUGAUGCUUUUACAUCAGGAUGAUUCCAGCCUGAAAUGUUCGUAAUGUUUUGAUCAUAAUUUUUUAUACUGCUUAAAUUUAUUCUAAUCAUUUUGGGAUAUUAAAUAAAGAUGCCACAAUAUGCAUCUUAUUUUAAAUAAGAA
Patiria miniata (bat star) is the source of this 3371-nucleotide messenger RNA. Its product is annotated as acyl-coenzyme A synthetase ACSM3, mitochondrial-like. Gene Ontology annotation, cellular component: mitochondrial matrix. The record is from RefSeq and is a predicted model, not a curated record. Gene Ontology annotation, biological process: fatty acid biosynthetic process; acyl-CoA metabolic process. Gene Ontology annotation, molecular function: fatty-acyl-CoA synthase activity; fatty acid ligase activity. The coding region runs from base 230 to 2107 and encodes 625 amino acids. NCBI's taxonomy places the organism in Eukaryota, Metazoa, Echinodermata, Asteroidea, Valvatida, Asterinidae. The transcript is spliced from 15 exons.